This is a messenger RNA of Oryctolagus cuniculus (rabbit), 11240 nucleotides long. Lineage: Eukaryota; Metazoa; Chordata; Mammalia; Lagomorpha; Leporidae. The record is from RefSeq and is a predicted model, not a curated record.
GUCAGUAGGAAGGGCCAUCCCAUUACAAGUGGCAACCUUACAUUCUGAGCUCUGUGUUGGCCCUGGGGACUGUCCAGGUCCCCUGCUUGCACGUCUGGGACGACAUCUAGGCACAGCCAACACUCCUGACUUAGCCCAUCAGGGAAGGGAAGUUCUAGGGGUUGUCCCACCAGCACUGGGGUCUCCCAACCCGUCUGGCUUAAGAGGGGCCCACUGGACUCUUCCCUCCUCUACCACAGGCCUGGGGAGGGGUCGUGUUCUCUCCCACAGCAGUUCUGUCCCUCUUUUCCCACUUGAGCCUGUAAGCCAGGUGUUCUGACUUUCCUCCCGAAGUGAAGACACCUCCCUCCCCUCCAAUAUCCGAGCAAAAUGGGCCCUGGGGCACAGCUCCGCUCUUUCCCAGGAACAGAUCUUCAAAGCUAGAGUUACGGGGCCAGCAACUCGGAGAUGAGAAUCAGUUGUCUUCCUGCUCCUCACCUCCCUCGUCCUCUCAGGGUGGAGUGGAGUGGAUGAUCUCCCUCACCACGCCCACAAAGGGAGAGCCAGACACCCUUGACCACAUCACCUCCCCACCGCCACCUCACCGUUCUGAGCCGCUGGGAAGAUGACUGCUUCCUGGCGCACCUGCUUUGUCAUCCUUCCUACCCCUUGUAGGAUCUCCUGAAAUCCAGUAAUCGGCCUUCUCCAGAUGGCACUGUGUGUAGGCUGGGUCUCUUGGAAGAUCCUGCUCUUUAUUUAGCUGGGUCUUGGCCUCAGCUGCAGGGGUCAGGGCCUGUGCAUUCUACAAAGCUCAUUCAGUUCUUUCUCCAAAAUGUUCUUUUUAUUUUUUUUUAAGAUUUGUUUAUUUAUUUGAAAGUCAGGGUUACAGACAGAGGUGGAGUGGUUGGGGGAGAGCUAUCUGCCAUUCACUGGUCCACUCCCCAGGUGGCUACAACAGCCAGGGAUGGGCCAGGCUGAAGCCAGGAGCUUCGUCUGGGUCUCUCACAUGGGUGCAGGGGCCCAAGCCCUUGUGCCAUCUUCUCUGCUUGUCCCAGGCACAUGAGCAGGGAGCUGGAUUGGGAGUGGAGCAGCCAGGACUGGAACUGGAACCAAAUGGGAUGCCAGCGUCAAAGCCAGUAGCUUUACCUGGCACACCACAAUGCUGGGCCCCCUCCCCAAAAGACCCCUAUGCAAGUUUAUGAACCAGUGAAUCAGGGUGAGUGGGACACCCCCCCCACACACUGCUGCUCCAUUUCACCUACAGACGCCGCCACCCGUGCCACACCCCAGCCACGGAGCAUCCCUCCAGAGGCCAGAGUUUCAAGGCAACAGCAGUGUGGUCUUUCGUGGCGUCCCCACUGACCUCACGAGAUGGGCGCGGUCAUGCAGAAGAGUGGAGAACGCUCAUUGCCCAGAACCAAGGAAACAGGGCCAUCACUGCUGCUGGGUCAGUCUCAGCAGCUGCCAGAGGCUUCCAACGUCUACAGGUGAGAGAAGGCACUAGAUCGCCCCCACUGCCUAGGCUGCCCACCCGGUGGUAUCUGAUGCCUGGUGAGCAGGAUUCACACUGAGUUCUCACCCGAUGAGCAGUGGCAAGUACAGCCAUUGCGACCUAAGUUUCACGUUAGUCUAGUGGUGACCCGGCUCCCCGACCUUUUGGGCCUUGGCAGAAUCUUCCAUGGAAGUUUUACUCUGACUCAUGCGGCGGUAUCCGCCUCGAGUGGCCUUUUCCAUUCUGAUCACAGGACCCGACCGACAGAUUUGUUGGCUCGUUCGGCAGUGCGCACUGUCAAUGGCUGAACACAGGACUCAGUGAAGUUCCCAGACUCUGAGCUGCUGCGCUUGCUGGACUCCUCCCCUUUGUAUAGGAGUUACCAUCUUAUUACCACGCUCUCAUUUCAAAUGACAAAUACAUUCUUCAUUUAAUGGACCAAAGAGCUGUACAGCAUUUCUAGCCAGUCACACACUUUAAAAACUAUUUAUUUCACCAAUUUAAAAAAUAUCCAAUAUGUUAAUUUAAAGCUUUUUUUUUUAAUUUGACAGGUAGAGUUAUAGACAGUGAGAGAGAGAGAGAGAGAGAGAGAGAGAGAGAGAAAGGUCUUCCUUCCAUUUGUUCACCCCCCCAAAUGGCUGCAAUGGCCAGAGCUGGGCGAAUCCGAAGCCAGGAGCCAGGAGCUUCCUCCAGGUCUUCCCAUGUGGGUGCAGGGGCCCAAGGACUUGGGCCAUCUUCUACUGCUCUCCUGGGCCACAGCAGAGAGCUGGAUCAGAAGUAGAGCAGCCAGGACUUGAACCCGCACCCACAUGGGAUGCCAGUGCUGCAGGCGGAGGAUUAACCAAGUGAGCCACGGCACCAGUCCUAAUUUAAAACUCUUGUGGUAUUGCACAGACAUAGGAGAGGAGGAGGCAUGCUUAAAUCAGCCUUCUUUUGCCAAUUUUAGAUGUUACCUACCAACACCCUGGAGCGUAUAUUCUCAAUUAGGUCAACGUUCCUCGGACGCUGACUGGUGGCCAGAGCGUGUCAGAGAUCCCUGCAGCGUCUCACACAGCCUUCCUGGAAGAAGCCCUUUCAACACCCGCCUCGGGCCCCUCAUGGAGUGGCCGAGGAAGAGCCGCGUCCCCAGGAUGGCCAGGGACCCUCUUCCUUCUCCAGUGUUCCUGGGGCGGCUUGUUCUGCUCCAAAACACCAUCUUCUACAGUCCAGCAGCCCCGCCCACCUCCCCGAGCCCCCUGCCCUGUCCGGUGCAUCUCUGCUCCAGUCUGAGUGCCCGAGAGCCAUGGCGGCUGUCGGUCACCAGCUCUGUCCCCACAGCUGGGUGCAGCCCCGGAGCAGACGCGGAGCAGCCAGGGGGAAUCCUGCUGAGCAGAGCCUCUUCCCUCCCAGACCCCUGGUCCUUCCGAGCUCACGUUCCUCUUGAAGCUAAGAGGCCGUCAUUUUCAGGGGAGAGUCGCUCUACCAGGAGGACACGGGCGCCGUCUGCUCGCUUGCUUUCCAGUCCUCACGCCCGGCUUUGCUGCUGGGGAGCCGGAGCCGCUGCGCACUUGUACUCCGGGAUCUCGCCAGCGCGCAGCACUGGGCUCCUGAACUCCCCGCGUCGUCCCCUCCCCCGUCCCCCGAUCGUUUUGCUUUUAAAGCGCACACAUCCGGUCAUUUCAAGGUUCGAAACUUGGGCUCGAUGUGUUUUCACUCCUUGCUGUGAAGUUUAAGGUCCUCAUGUGUUCAUGUGAUCCACCGUACAUUUAACUCCAUCUGCCAUGUUUCCCGACCUAAAGACACAGAGACUCAUCCUUGGGUCUCCAGUAGGGUCAUAGAGCAGCAUCCCUGACCAGAGAUGGGCUACAGCCGUGGGUCUUUUUGGACAUCACAGUUCAGACCAUUUAUGGUGUUACUCCUCCUUAUCACAGCCGGUGCUAGGACAGAGGACCUCUCCCGGGGGCUCACCUGCAUAGCUGUUGGCAAGAGGCCACAGUGUCUUGCCAGGGGGGCUUCUCCACCUGUUAGCUGACCGUGUGACUGACACCCAGCUGUUCAGAGUGAGUGAUCAAAGAGAGAGCAAGAUAAAAAUCCCAAUGCCUUCUAUAGUCUACCCAACCCCCCCCCCCCCACUGCACCAUUCCGCAUAGGAAGUAGUGACCAUCCACCAUCCUAUAGCUCCCCAAUGAUGCACACCCUCCCCAUGCAGAACACACCCACCCCAAAUGGCCCCUAACCUCCUAUCCUAUGACAGCACCAGCUCAAAGUCAGGAUUCUGACCUUCCAAAUCAAGUCUAGUUGUGGGUGAAUCUUCUCCAGUAACGUUCUUUAAGCACAGCUUCUCAGGCACACUUCCUCUGGAUCAAAGACUUACAAACCAGAGAGUACAGACAGCCACCCCUCUUGCUUUUCCCCCAUACACACCUCACAUAGGAAGGUGGACAGGCAUUGGACAGCCACUAAAAAUAUUUCUAUUAGAAAGGAGGGAAGAGGACCGACACACAAGGCUCACUAGCUUGGGGUUGGCACUGUGGCUUAGUAGGCUAACCCUCCUUCUAUGUUGCCAGCAUCCCAUAUGGGUGCUGGUUUGAGUCCCGGCUUCUCCACUUCCUAUCCAGAGCCCUGCUAAUGGCCUGGGAAAGCAGUGGAAGAUGGCCCAAGUCCUUGGGACCCUGCACCCAUAUGGGAGACCUGGAAGAAGCUCCUGGCUCCUGGCUUUGGAUUGGUCCAGCUCCAGCCAUUAUGGCCAUUUGGGGAGAAAACCAGCAGAUGGAAGACCUCUCUCUCUGUCUCUCCCUCUCUCUGUCUGUAACUCUACCUCUCAAAUAAAUAAAUGAAUAAAAUCUUAAAAAAAAAAGACUGGCCCAUAGUAAUUCUGAAAUUCAGCAAAGUAAAUGUUGGGAGGUCCUUGAGUAGGAUGUCUUACUCUUUCCCAGGGAUGGCCUACCAUGGCUCUUGGCUGCACCUUUUGGCCACUGGUUUAUCCCUCUUCCUUCUCUCUGUGUGCGGCAAUGUAGGUUUCUCAGCCCAUUUCCUGCCAAUAGAAAACUGAGAGCAGAGUCCUCUUCCUUCUUGGUGCUUUUUCUGCCUGUUUCAGCCACGCUGGUGGUGCACCUGGCAGCAUGAGUGUCUGACAAACCUUAUAGGCCUCUUGAGAUUUUUACUGGGAUUCAUCUCGUUAGACAAAGAUCAUAUCCAGACAUCUCUGCUCCACUUCGGGCUCUGCUGAGCCUAAUGAAGGGCAGUGCCCUUGAACUUCUCAGACGCUCUGCUGUUUGAUCCAGCGUUGGAUGCACUGUCUUGGGUAUUUCUGAAGACUUAACAAAGAAUUUAAAAUCUUUUUAAAAAAGAUUUAUUUAUUUGAAAGGCAGAGUGACAGAGAGAGAAGGAGAGGGAGAGAGAGCGAGGGAGGAAAAGAGGGAGAGAGGGAAUCUUCCCAUCUGCUGCUUCACUCCUCAAAUGGCCGUAACUGCCAAGGCUGGGCCAGGCCAAAGCCACAAGCCAGGAACUCCCUCAGUCUUCCACACAGGAGGCAGAAACCCGAGUCCUUGGGCCCUCCUCCACUGCUUUCCCUGGUGUAUUAGCAGGGAGCUGGACCAGGAGCGGGACAGCUGGGACUGGAACUAAUACUUUGAUAAGGAAAUGCUUAAUCUACUGUGCCACAAUGCUAGCCCCGAUUUUUAAAUUCUUGAUUUCAUGGUUAGAUCACAUAAUCUUUAGAAUUCCCUGGAUUUGAUCUUUUAAAAGAUUUAUCCAUUUAUUUGAGAGGCAGAGUUGCAGACAGAGAGAGAGAGAGAGAGAGAGAGAGAGAGAAAGAAAGAGGUCUUCUAUCCAUUGGUUCACUCCCCAGAUGGCUGCAAUGGCAGGAGCUGUGCCGAUCCAGAGCCAGGAACCAGGAGCUUCUUCUGGGUCUCCCACUUGGGUGCAGGGGCCCAAACACUUGUCCCGUCUUCAGCUGCUUUCCCAGGCCAUCAGCAGGGAGCUGGAUCAGAAGUGGAGCAGCCGGGACUCAAACCAGCAUCCAUAUGGGAUGCCAGCACUGCAGGCAGAGGCUUAACCUACUACACCACAGUGCCGGGCCCUGGAUUUGGUCUUUACCUGGAAGCCAUGAUUAACUGCUUCUUUCAUAACAGUCCUCACAAUAUCUUCUAAACUUUAUCUUCCUCCCUCCCUCCUUCCUUUCAUUUCUUUCUCUUUCUUUCAUUUUACAUUUUUGGCCCCAGUUUCUGCAUACCACAAAUCCCUAAGUACAGGGAUUAGGGUCUUCUUGGCAUAAUCAGUCUUUCCCCCCAAGUCUCAACAGAGACACAGAGACAGUCUUUGAGUGUAUGUGUCCCAACUUCGCUGGAUUUGGAAUGAGAACAUUUCAACACCAAUAGCAAGACCUAAUGAAACAACUUCAAAACUAUUUGGAAUAAUUUUUUCUUGUAAUUUAGACUCUUUUUGGUUUCCCUUACAUGUCUCAUCAAGAGGUUGAUGCAAUAGGGCAGAAUUGCAUAAAUCAGUUUUAUUUUCUGAGUAUAUUAAUAAUUUUAAAAUAUUUUUAUACAUAUGCUUAAAGGUAUGUCAAUCUCAGAGAAAACAAGUCAAAGUCCUAGUUCCUGCUAAUUAAUGUCUGAACUUUUCCCCCUCAAUUAUUUCACACACCUGUUCACUGUAAAUUUCCUCAACUAUUUUAAUAUCACAUUAACGCUGCCCAGAACUUGGAUGCACACCUGAAGUUUUUCUGAAUUUUAAUUAUUUUCAAAUUAAUUUUAAUAUUCUCGAUGAUUUCAAACUUACCAUAUGUUUAAUAAAAUUGAACUUCAUAUUUAAAAAAAUGUUUAACUUUUCUUAAGGUUUCAAAAGAUAACUUAUGGUGUAUUUUUACGAAUGCUUUUAAAAUACUUUAAAAAAAUUCUUUCCCUGAAAACCUUGUUUGUCCCAAAUCUUAUCAUUCCGUGAUUAACGCAGCCACUUGUUUCCUGCGUGGAUGCUCCCAGAUUUUCACGGCGAAACACGGUUUUACUCUGCUGGGAGUCCUCCUGCGGCUUCUGCUCGCUGGAUUCCGUAUCCUUGCCCAAUCUGUCAGUUUCCUCCUGCCUCACCCAACAGUCCUUCUGGUUCGGGUUGUGCCAUCUGACUAGCUUGGCUAACGCUCAUGUUUUUUGGUUAAGAUGCCCCACAACACUCGAGCAUUUGGUUUUGAUACCACAAAGCAGAACAACCCAGGUGAUCGCACCUACUGGGACAAGUGACUGGGACUUGCAACGUUCAAAACAGGACUCUCAUGAUAGGGCAAUGAUGCGUAUUGGCUAAAUGAGAUUCCCACCUGCUCACAGCAAGUAGUAAACCGUGUUCGCUGUUAUCCUCUGCAUGGUGGUUCAUGUCGAUCGGUCGCUUAACAGCCAUUUUCAUCCACUGUUGGCAGUUACUGCAGAGCGACAGUGCAGAGGCAGCGGGGGACCCAGAACUAGGACUCGCUGGGUGCGUGGGGCACACGGCCUUCCUGAGUGAAAACACUCGUGCUCCGAUGGUGCACGCACACAUCCCUGGACUCACAGGUGCAAGGCACGAGGGCAGGAAGUGCGCCCCUGGCUCGCCUUGGGGGAACUGCAACAGCAUCAAGGUCAAGCCGUGCAACCUCCUCCACACGUCUGUCUGUGCGAUGGCUCAGCCUGAGUCUCAGGAUGAGCACAACGCGGGCGCAAUCUCGCUCCUUCGGUCAGAAAAUUGUCAUCGCCAGCACCACAGCUUCAGCCCCUUCGAUUUCCGUGCCUCGGACAGCAGCUCUGCCAGGGAGCAGUAGACAAAUGGAGAGAGAGAGAUCUUCCAUCUGCUGGGUCACGCCUCAGAUGCCUGCAACAGCCAGUCUGGAUCAGGCCGGAUUCGGGAGCCUGGAACUCGGUGCCUGUCUCCCAGGUGCGUGACAGCAGCUCGAUCCCUGAGCCGACACCGCUGCCUCCCAGGAUCUGUGUUAAUAGGAAGCCGGGUCGAAGCCAGGACUUGCACCCGUCACUCUGGUGUGGAUGCAGGAGCUCCAAUCACAACGGCUGGGAGGAAGAGGGCCCCUAGUGCCCAUCAGCUGGGGAACAGGUAAACAGAACGUGGCCCACUGAUUCAGCCUUGCACAGGAAGGAGGGUCUGACCCACGCUGCAACACGAGUGAGACCCAGGGACACGGUGCUCAGAGCGAUAAGCCUCAAAGGGACAGACACCAUCUGAUUUGUUUCUUAAGAGGCACCUGGAGGAGUCAUGUUCACGGACGGGGGCGGCCAGGGGCCAUGGAGGGGGGCGUGAGGAGUUCUGAGUUCCCCGAGUGCCAGUUCUCCGAGGCGGUGGCGGUGCCGCACGGGGUGUGAACGGACUCCCAGGCACGGGCCCAAAGGCUUGUACACAGGCAGCGUGGCCCAGGGGUGCUGGGUGCAUUUAUUUCAGCAGCAAAGAGAAGGCACUUGAAGACCAGUGACUAGGAGCCCACCAGGCGGAAGAGACCACCUCCGUCUGCACAUGGGUGGGUCCUGCUCUUGGGAACUCACACUUCGCCAGGCCGCGGGGGUGUGCAGUGCCGGGGGCCAGCCUUUCUCUCCACGUGGCGGGGUCCUCUGGCCCGCGGUCACCCGUUUCUACAACGGGACGAGCACCCCACUGCUACAGUGCGCUCGGUGGGACUUUGCACAUUCCUUGUUCUGCGUGUUGCGACUUGGCUUUUCUGAACUGUGCUACUUAAAAAAAGAUUUUUUUUUGAGAGACGAAGACAAAGAGAGAAUUCUCAUUUGCUGGUUCCCUGCCCACAUCGGCUGAGUGCCAAAAGUCGGAGCUGGGAACUCAUUCCAGGGCUCCCGUGUGGGUGGCAGGAAGUGGCUGAGCCGUCACCGUGGCCUCCCAGGGCACCCACUGGCAGGAAGCUGGACUUGGGACCCAGAGGUGGGACUUGAGCCCAGGCACUUAGGGACGUGGACAUCUUAACUGGUACCUCAGCCACGGGGCCAAAAGCCCAGAACUGAGCUGUUUAUAACCUCAUUAGGAAACACCCCUGUCUGGGCCAUCAUGGUGCGCAGUGGGUUAAGCCAACAGAGGCGAUGCUGGCAUCCUAUAUAAAAGUGCUGGUUCGAGUCCCUGCUAGUCCACGUCUGAUCCAGCUCCCUGCUAAUGUGUCUGGGAAAGCAGCAGAAGUGGUCCAAGUACCUGGGAGAGCAGCAUGGAGCCCCUGGCCCUGGUGUUGGACUGAUCUAGCGACGGUCAUUCGGACAGUGAGCCAGUGGGUGGAAGAUUAUCUUUCUCCCUUCUCUCCGUAGCUUUGCCUUCUACAUAACAAGUCAAUCAAUGAACAUUUAAUUUAAAAACAACACUUUCUUCAGACAGACGCUUGUAUUUAUCAGGCACUUAAGCUUUACGAAGCAAAACGCACCACAAAGUCACAUGCCGGCUUCCUCGAAGUCUCUAUCCGGCUCUUUGGGGGUAGAUCUGCUCUCCAAGGCUCUGGACACCUCUAGAGCAUUUUACUAAAGGACACGAUUACAAAUCUCUAUUUACUGAAGGUAAUUUUCAUGAACCAGUUUCCUUGAAAGAAGCUCAAAGUAGCUUUAUUAAAAAAAAAAAAAAACGCACUAUUCCUCCUUCCCACGGGCGAGCGUGUGGGAGUGGGGAACACCAGGAUUCUUCCAUUCACGAAGAACUAGCAAGAGCAAAGGUUUUAAGACGAUACGCUCGGGAGUGGAAAAUACCAGAAGGAAUUCGCCUCCCCGGGCCUCGCGCUCCAGCCGCUUCCACGGUGCCUGUGACUUUCUCUCAGCUCAGCGAGGCUCCUGGACUUAAGUGAGUGCUUGACGUUUUCAGGAAUGUCCUGGGGAACGCAGACUUCCUCCAGGACGGAUCGUAGGCUCGGCGCCCGCUGCCAGGCCCUCACCCAGUCUGUGGACGAGCUUCUGGCUCCCACAGAACCUAAAUUCUGAAUUUAUGUAUCAAAAGUAAGCAGUCGGAAUAAUCAAACAUAAACACGCUUGCUCACGGAAUAUGUCAUCUUAACUUAAGGCAAUCGAAGCACAGAUCCCCUUCUUUUUGGGGAAUUUCACAAGUAUUUCAUCAGCCACUGCCCAUGGUGAUGAUUUAAAUAUUUUCUGUGUGAAUAGCAACAUUGUAAAAUAUUCUAAAAGGUCCAGGUUUCUUUUGCAAGCUCUGAGCUAUCUGGAAAUUCAGCUUGCUAUUUAGGGGCCAAAAAAAAUUCAUACUUUAAAGAUACGAUCUAGAUUUUUCUGCUAUGCUUUUUUCCUGGGGUUGGUGCUUCCUGGGGAAUUCUGCCUGGUGCCCUGUUCUGGUUUCUAUGGGAUCAGUGGUGUAGAAACGGACCCUUGCAGCCACCCCAUGGAGUCCUGCAGCCUGGGUCCAACUCGAGUCGGCCACCAGAGGGCACUGUUGUCCUUUGCUAGCGGCAGCCAGGCGUUCCCCACCCUGCUGCCGCCAGCUUCGAGCCCACUGCAUUAUUAUUUUUUGAUUUAUAAAGCGCCAUGCCUCAGCAGCCUCCCCACCCCCCCGCCGCUCCAGAGACAGCUCCCAGGAGCACGCAGAGAGAAGAGAGCGAAGUCCAGGGAGCACUAGGUGGGCUGGUGAAAAGCACACAGGUGGAGGGCGGGCGGGGAGGCACCAGAGCGGCAGCCCGGGUGCCUGCGGCCAGAGGGCACAGGGCCUUGUCCAGCGGGGCUCGUGCAUGAACGUGUUCCCAUAGAGACAGAGAAAGACCGUCCCUGGACACUAGCAAUCAAGAUAUUCCCUUCCAGCUCAGACCUUCCCGGCCAGAACCAGCCCUUGUUGCUGUCCGUCCAGCGCUGUGGCUGGCUCCGCCUGCGGGCACAGGACACGCUCCCCACAGCGUAGGCAACCGAUGCAAAGGAACCCACUGAUCCCCCUCUGGGGAGGCCGGGGAGGGGGCUGAGUCCCGACAGCAGCCAGGGGUCAGCAGCAGAACCCUUGGCAGGAAGGCGGCUGCGGGGGCCUUGGAAAGGGACAAGUCACUAAUGGCGCCAAUCAGAGUCGAGCAGGUUGAUGGGAUAAUCAUGAAAAUAAAACGCCGGAGCAAAAUGACACAGCUCUUGGCGUCAGACGGAAAACCCAACACAUCGAGAGCUGGCAGGUUCCUGCGACACAAGCAGGACAGGCAGGGCCACCCUGGAGCCGCUGGGCCCACCGGCCACUGCCUGUCCACGAGCUGAACUUGGUCCCAAGGCCUCCUGGCUCCACAAAACACUGCCCUCUGGCCCCUUUUAUUCUAAGCGUUUCUCCCAGCGCCCCAGCGAGGUAGGUGUUCCUACAUCGUUUGACACAUGCAGGACCGGAGGACAGAUGUGCUGGUGUCGUGGCCAAGUGAAAUAAAGGCUGUCAGACCCCAGGUUCUCCUCCCCAGCCUGGCCUGGGGAAGCCCUAGCCCAGGAGGCCUGGGGCGGCUUCUCAGAGCUCAGGACCCCGAGCCUGUUGAGUAAGCCUUGCCACGGUCAGACCCCGGGUCAGCCAGGGGCCAAACCCCGGGCACAAGCAACACUUCCCUCCUGGAGGUGGCUGCAGCCCAGCAUGGCCCCAGGGCGCCUUAUUGUUUUAUUCUUUAUUUACUUAAACAGGCCAGCAUUUUGCUGUUUUGCUUGAGAUUAAAACCUCCCUCUCUCCCUCCCUCCCUCUCUCCCUCUCUCUCUCUGUCUCUCCUUCUCUCUCUCUCUCUCUCCCUCCCUCUCUCUUCUCUCUCUCCCUCCCUCCCUCUCUCCCUGUCUCUUCCUUCUCUCUCUCUCUCUCCCUCCCUCCCUCUCUCUCUCUCCCUGUCCCU